Messenger RNA from Myxocyprinus asiaticus (Chinese sucker), 779 nucleotides. RefSeq names its product dynein light chain roadblock-type 2-like. Gene Ontology annotation, biological process: microtubule-based movement. The coding region runs from base 128 to 418 and encodes 96 amino acids. Gene Ontology annotation, molecular function: dynein intermediate chain binding. The record is from RefSeq and is a predicted model, not a curated record. Gene Ontology annotation, cellular component: centrosome; cytoplasmic dynein complex; cytoplasm. The transcript has 5 exons. NCBI's taxonomy places the organism in Eukaryota, Metazoa, Chordata, Actinopteri, Cypriniformes, Catostomidae.
AAACAGUAUAAUAAUAAAGCAAAUCUUGCAAACUUGCAGUUCUUGAUCAUGUUGUUAAAAAAUAUUUACUUUUGUUUCCAUAGCAACGAAAACUACCUAAGAAAGAAGACUACCUGUGCUGUGCGACAUGGCUGAAGUCGAAGACACUUUAAAGAGAAUUCAGAGCCACAAGGGUGUUAUUGGCACAAUCGUCGUUAACGGAGAAGGUAUUCCCAUCAGAACAACACUAGACAGUUCCAGCACAGUACAGUUUGCAGGACUGCUGCAUCAGCUGACUAUGAGAGCCAGAAGUGCAGUGAGAGACAUCGACCCCCAGAAUGACCUGACAUUCCUGCGCAUCAGAUCCAAGAAACACGAGAUCAUGGUGGCGCCAGAUAAAGAAUACCUGUUGAUGGUGAUCCAGAACCCAAGUGAAUAAUAUUGUCACAAUUAAACAACAGCAGCAGGCAGUAUAUUCAAGUGUAAUUAAUCUAAUAUCCACUGGAGGGAUCCACUAUAUUGCUGCUGCUUUGCUUCUUUGAAAUAUUGCUGGUUUUAUCAGUUGUGACAGCAGCAGACUGGUUUACAAUGCACUUCCUUUAGUACAAAAGGUAAUGGGAAGUGUAUGCGGGUGCAUAUCAUUUAAAUGCAUUUGUUCUUUAGGAAAAAGCACUGCACAUUUAGUAAAAAGAAGUCAGUGUGAUGGAUAAUCAGUUCCUAAAUUACAUAGAUUUGGCAUCAUCAUAUGUCACCCAGAACCUUUGGGCUCACUUUUUUUGUGUUUCAAUAGCCCAAGUGUA